Messenger RNA from Hordeum vulgare subsp. vulgare (domesticated barley), 2159 nucleotides. Its product is annotated as pentatricopeptide repeat-containing protein At3g29230-like. Gene Ontology annotation, molecular function: protein binding; RNA binding. The transcript has a single exon. The coding region runs from base 1 to 1653 and encodes 550 amino acids. Gene Ontology annotation, biological process: RNA modification. Lineage: Eukaryota; Viridiplantae; Streptophyta; Magnoliopsida; Poales; Poaceae. The record is from RefSeq and is a predicted model, not a curated record.
AUGCCGCCGGCGCCCCGGCUUCCGGCGCUCCUCACCGGCCUCGCCAACCGCGCGACAUCCCCAGCGGCGGCGAGGCAGCUCCACGCGCAGCUGCUCCUGCGCGGCCUCCCGCUCCCCGCCCGCGCCGCCGUCACACUCCUCAACGCAUCGUCCUCCUCCCCGCGCUACGCCCGCGCCAUCUUCGACAGCGUCCCCGCGGCCUCCGCCAACGUCUACCUGUGGACGGCGACCAUCUCCUCCUACGCGAAGCAUGCAUCCUCCCCUGCGCUCGCCGCCGAGGCGUUUGGUCUGUUCCGGCUCAUGCUCCGGUCAGGCCCGCCACCCAACGCCUUCACCGUGAGCUCCGUGCUCAAGUCCUUGUCGACGCUCCGAGAGGUCCACGAGGUGUGUCAGGCGCACGGGUUCAUGAUGAAGGCCGGCCUAGGCUCCUCCGUGCACGCCGGUUCUGCGUUGCUCGAUUCGUACGGGAAUCUUGGCCGGGUUGAGGAUGCAAGGAGGGUGUUCGACGAAAUGCCUGCGAGGAACGUGGUGGUUGGAAACGCCAUGGUAGCAUGCUAUGCCAGAGCAGGGGACGUGGAGGCUGCGCAGGAGAUGUUCGACGGUAUGGAGGAGAGGGACCUCAUCUCCUGGAACACGCUUAUGUCGGGGCGCCUGCGGCAAGGCGAUGCUGGUGUCGCGAGGUGCCUGUUUGAUCAGAUGCCUCAGAGGAAUGUGAAUAGCUGGAACAUGAUGAUCACCGCGUGUUCUCAGGCAGGGUUGUGGGCUGACUCAGUAGGGGUGUUCAAUCGGAUGCGGCUGACGAGUUUCCAGCCUGACGCUGCAACAAUGGCUGUGUUGAUGUCCGCAUGCGCACAGCUAGGCUCCUUGUCAGUUGCCAGGCAGGUGCAUGGACUUUUACACAAGGGCUGUGUCGAGAUGAACUGCCAUGUUAAGAAUUCUUUGAUCGACAUGUUUGCCAAGUGCGGUUGCAUUAGUGAAGCUCGUUUCUUGUUUGGCGAGACACGCCCGAAGGAUGUGGUGUCUUACAAUGUGAUGGUCACUGCUCUUGCGCAACAUGGACAUGGCAAAGACUCACUGAAGCUUUUUAACGACAUGAUUGACGAAGGAUUGCAGCCUGAUGCAGUGACAUUUCUUGGCGUGUUAUCAGCUUGCGCCCAUGCUGGGCUAGUGUACGACGGAAAGCACUAUUUUGAGUCCAUGGGAACAACGUACGCAAUUCAGAAAUCUGCUGAUCACUAUGCUUGCAUGGUGGAUCUCUAUGGCCGAGCUGGGCUUAUUGAAGAAGCACACUGCUUUGUGAAGAUGAUGCCAGUGAAGCCACAUGCAGGUGUAUGGGGAGCAUUGCUCAGUGCCUGCCGGAAGCAUUGCAACACUGAUGUAGGUGAGGUUGCCGCAAGAGAACUCAUCAUGAUCGAACCCAUGAAUGCUGGCAACUACGUUCUCCUUGCAAACACACUAGCUCGAAGCCAGCGAUGGGAUGCUGUCGAGGAUGUACGGCGUCUGAUGAGGGGAAAUGUUAUCGAAAAAGAUAUAGGGCUCAGCUGGGUUGAAGUAGAUACCGUUGUCCACGAGUUCUUGACGGGGGAUUUCAGCCAUCCCAGUUUUAAUCAAAUUUACAACAUUCUGGAGCAUCUGUAUCUGCAACCGACCUAAGAAGUAUAACUUCUUACUGCUAAAUAUCAUCAUACAGGGGCAACAGGACAACACAGUGACCAUGGAAUAUUGAUAUGUAUAUACAUGCACGUUAACAAGAAGAGAGGCCUCAGAGAAGCCAAAGGUUCGAGCUUAGGGUAGUUCCAAACUUCCAUUUCACAAUGGCUGAAUGUUUAAGAUCAAGGCUAUCAGGUGUAGUUUCAUGGAGGUCUAAUUUUACAUGGCAGCAGAAAUAGUGCAAAAAAUUAUAGAAACAUGCAAACAAGCGUUCGCGCGUCUUUUCAUGGAAAAGCAAAUGUAGAUACACGAGUCUGAAUAGGUUUGAUCGAUGUAGACCCCCCACCAAGUACAUGUAAUCCUUCCAUCUUUAUAAAAAAAAAAUGCAAUCUUUCCAUGUUCAGGCAACAUAGUACAACACAAAAAAACUUAAGCUUUUCUCCUGUGGUGGAAAGUCUUGUAAAGAUAACAUAUGCCGCAUCAUAGAAUACACAGAAGAAUUAAACAAA